This is a messenger RNA of Drosophila busckii, 629 nucleotides long. RefSeq names its product calmodulin. Gene Ontology annotation, molecular function: calcium ion binding. The transcript has a single exon. The record is from RefSeq and is a predicted model, not a curated record. NCBI's taxonomy places the organism in Eukaryota, Metazoa, Arthropoda, Insecta, Diptera, Drosophilidae. Bases 69 to 518 code for a protein of 149 amino acids.
AAACACAUAAAGCCUACAAAAAAUCACAAAUAUUUUAUUUAGCAUAAAUUGUCGUAUCAAAAUCGCAAAUGGAUUUAACUCCACAACAGUUUGCUUGCUUUAGAGAGGUUUUCCAAUAUCUUAACCUAGAUGGUGAUGAUAGCGUUUCGCUUAGAGAGUUCCUGACUGUUAUGGAAGGAUUAGGAUUAAAUCCGUUUGAGGGCGAUGUACAGUCACUCAUCAAUGAAGUCGAUCUGGAUGGCAAUGGUAGCAUCGAGUUCAAUGAGUUUGUCGCCUUGAUGAUCAACAGAUUAACACAAAUUUAUAAGGCGGAAGACAUGAUCGAUGCAUUUCAAGUAUUUGACAAAUCCAAUUCUGGUUAUUUAGAUGCUGGCGAGCUGCGUACCGUAUAUUUGGCAUUGGGUGUUAAGAUAACCAAUGCAGAGAUUGAUGAAAUUAUAUCUGCGGCUGAUUUCGAUGGGGAUGGUGUUAUAGGCUUUGAUGAUUUUAUACAAAUGAUGACUGAACAUGUUGAAUAGGAUGGUCCAAGCUGGGGCUAUUUUUUUAAUAUCUAAUAAGAACUGAUCUGAAUGGUUCGGCAUUAUUGGAUUUUGACAAAAUAGUCUCAAGUUGGAAGUAGCUAAAUUUAU